AUGGUUACAAUUACGGCAACAAAAAAAUUGCCACAAUCAAUAGAACAAGCGACACAGUCUGCUAAUAAUGAACAACGUCAAACUUCUGCUCUUAUUGAUCAUCAUCAAACUAAUGAUGAUUCAAAACACCUUGCACUUAGUGAUGAUGAAGAUUUAAGCACUAGCAAUAGUGAUGAAGAAUAUAAUCAUAAUAAUAAUGAUCAUCAACAUCAACAUAAUCAAGCAACAUGGCCUCAAAUAGAUAACCAACGUUAUGCAAAGAUAAAGGCUCGUGCUAGUACGGCUAUAAAUGUUGGUGACAGUCGUCUUUGGCCUAUACCUUAUCGAUUUGGAAAACGAGCUGCUAUGCCAUAUCGAUUUGGCAAACGUGCUGCUAUGCCUUAUCGAUUUGAAUUCACUGAUUACAAAAAAAACAAAAAAUUUAUCAUAAAAUAUACAAAUUCUUUUUAUCAUUAA
Molecule: messenger RNA, 456 nt
Organism: Rotaria sordida
Lineage: Eukaryota; Metazoa; Rotifera; Eurotatoria; Philodinida; Philodinidae
Source: the annotation of a GenBank genome assembly